CAGAACACUUCCAUAUGCAGUCAGAAUCUCUGAUCAAACCCUUAAUGCAAACGAUUUCGCACCAGCACUACAGAGUUCGUGUUGAUGUAAUUCAGGCUACUGGAGCAGUGAUACAGUUUGGAAAUGGAAAGUCUGUGGAUGAUGUUCUGUCACAUCUGGCCCAGAGAUUGUUUGAUGAGAUUCCCAAGGUGCGGCAUGCUGUAACGACUGUUGUUGGAGAAUGGUUGUUGCACCUACGAGACAGAUAUUCGUAUUUUCACAAGUUGAUCCCUUUGUUACUUGGCAGCUUUACUGAUGAAAUUCCUGAAAAUACGAAAUUGGCUUGGACUUAUUGGGAAAAGGUAGGCUUGCAGUGGGAAAAAGAGAAUGAAGAAGAUCUGAAGGAUAAGAUGGAUUUUAGUGUUUCACCAUCUCAUUAUCCCAAAGGAG
This is a messenger RNA of Pterocles gutturalis (yellow-throated sandgrouse), 429 nucleotides long. RefSeq names its product HEAT repeat-containing protein 2-like. Gene Ontology annotation, biological process: outer dynein arm assembly; cilium movement; inner dynein arm assembly. Gene Ontology annotation, cellular component: cytoplasm. Gene Ontology annotation, molecular function: dynein intermediate chain binding. The transcript has 3 exons. The annotation marks the transcript as partial. The record is from RefSeq and is a predicted model, not a curated record. NCBI's taxonomy places the organism in Eukaryota, Metazoa, Chordata, Aves, Pterocliformes, Pteroclidae.